Messenger RNA from Brassica oleracea var. oleracea, 1165 nucleotides. Its product is annotated as F-box protein DOR-like. The transcript has a single exon. The coding region runs from base 1 to 1158 and encodes 385 amino acids. The record is from RefSeq and is a predicted model, not a curated record. Gene Ontology annotation, molecular function: protein binding. NCBI's taxonomy places the organism in Eukaryota, Viridiplantae, Streptophyta, Magnoliopsida, Brassicales, Brassicaceae.
AUGAACGUCUCGGUUCUAACAUUUUCUCCGCACCUUGAGAGAAGUUCAUUGCCAAUUCCUGAUGACCUCGUUUUCGAGAUAUUCUCGAGGUUGCCGUCAAAGGCGAUUGCGAGAUGUUGUUGCAUAUCCAAGUUCUGGGCGUCUAUGCUUCGCAGUCAAGAUUUCACAGAGUUGUUUUUGACCAAAUCUUUUGCUCACCCUCAGCUUCUAUUCGUCUUCAAAGAGGACAGAGAGAUUGUCUUUUUCUCGUCGCCUCAGCCUGAAAAUCCAGAAGAGAACUCGUAUGUUGUAGCCGCCAAUCAUCUUGCACGUUUCCCCGGAAGAGAAUUUAGUUGCACCACUGGCUUCUUGUGUUAUGGAGUUAACCUGAUCCGGAAUUGUGAGUUUGAAAAGGUGAUAUGUAACCCCAGCACGGGACAGGCCUUGACCUUGCCAAGAUUAAACUCGAGGUUGAGGGUUGGAAUGGACAGCUAUCUUGGAUAUGACUCUAUUGCGAAAGAAUUUAAGCUAUUGUCAAUGAACAGCUCGCGUGUAACUGAUCGUUGGAUCUCUAAGGAGCACCAAGUUCUGACAUUAGGAACCAAGAAUUCGUCAUGGAGGUUGGUCGAAUGUUGCAUACCACAUUAUACUUCUCGUAAGUGGUUAUGCAUCAGUGGUGUUCUAUACUACGCAGCUUCAGUCAACAGUUCUUCCUUGAAUUCUAUGGUAGCUUGUUUUGAUUUGAGGUCUGAGAAGUUCAGCUUUGUCAAGUUCAUGGAAACUUUCAGUAGAACAAUGCAUCAUUCGACAACCUUGGUAAACUACGAUGGCAAACUAGGUUUGAUUAUGUCGAGGAGUUCUCGUCAUGUUAGUCAAGCAAAUAAAAGUCUUGAGCUGUGGGUUCUACGAGAUGCUGCAAAACAUGAGUGGUCCAAACAUGUACAUGUAUUACCACCUUCGUGGAAGGAUGUGGUUACAGAGACCAUGCGCAUUAUUGGAAUGGUUGGUACCAGUGAAAUCGUCUUGUCCCCCAGCUUUCAAUACGUGCCUACCUAUAUCAUCUACUUCAAUAUCGAGAGCAAGAGGAUCAGAAAAGUUGGAAUCCAAGGACUGGAAGCGUUUCUGGGCAAAAGAUCCUACACGUAUCUCAACUAUGUCGAGAAUGUGAAGUUUAUUUAAGCAUUUU